Protomyces lactucae-debilis is the source of this 1119-nucleotide messenger RNA. Its product is annotated as concanavalin A-like lectin/glucanase domain-containing protein. The transcript has a single exon. Gene Ontology annotation, biological process: carbohydrate metabolic process; fungal-type cell wall organization. Bases 1 to 1119 code for a protein of 372 amino acids. Lineage: Eukaryota; Fungi; Ascomycota; Taphrinomycetes; Taphrinales; Protomycetaceae. Gene Ontology annotation, cellular component: fungal-type cell wall. The record is from RefSeq and is a predicted model, not a curated record. Gene Ontology annotation, molecular function: hydrolase activity, hydrolyzing O-glycosyl compounds; glycosyltransferase activity.
AUGCUUCUCAACAUCCUCCUCGCAGCAGCACUCGCGGCAGCAUGCGAUCCACGCACCACCUCCUGCGCAUCCAUCCCUGCCAUGCCAGCAAGCAUCACCUAUGACCUCUCAACAACCAACACAGCCCAAUUCAACUUCAUCAUACCAAACCGCAUCACACAGAACGGCAAUGGCCUUGAUUUCUCCACCGUACAGCAAGGCGACGCGCCGACCCUUGUAACGCGCGACUAUUUGCUGUAUGGUAAUGUGAAAGCGGCCAUCAAAACAGCGCCGGGCGUGGGUAUGGUGUCUGCCUUUAUCCUCAUGUCAGAUGUACUGGAUGAGAUUGACUUUGAGUGGCUCGGCAAUGACCAAGUACAAGUCCAAACAAACUACUUCUCGCGCGGUGUCACGGCCAAUUACGAUCGUGGUGGGUUUAGCAGUAACCCAGGCAACCAAGCUUCUGUGCACACCUACGAGAUUGAUUGGACAGAGACGACGUUGCGCUGGAUCAUCGAUGGUGUUACUGUCAGGACGUUGAAUAAAGCAGACACGGGGUCGUAUGGAUACCCGUCCACACCCUCUCAGAUCAAGAUUGGCGUCUGGGCUUCCGGAGACCCUUCGAACGAGCCAGGCACGAUUCAAUGGGGCGGUGGGCUCUUGGACUACAGCAAAGGUCCUUACACCAUGACCUUGCAGUCUCUCACCGUCACCUCGUAUUCACCGAACGCCAAGUCCUUCUCCUACGCACCCGGUGGCUUGACUUUUACCUCCUCCAACCAACAGCUCGCACAAUCCGCCGUAUCGGCAGCAGCAACGCAACAAGCAGCUGCAAAGCCAACCAUGGCAGGACAAGCAAUCGGUGUCGUUGCAGGCGCUAGUGCUUCUACUGCAAAAAUAUCUUCUGCGCCAAUCACGGCAGUGACGACCCGUCCACAAACCUCUGCAGCAGCCAAUACACUCCGUACAUCAACAGCCGUUGUUGCUGUUGCAGCUACGGGAACGGGUGUUCGAACAGUCACAGCAGCUUCUGCUACGGCGAGUACACGACCUACUGUCUCUGCGAGUUUGGCAACAUCUCUGGAUGUACGGUGGGUGCUUGCUACUCUGGCGAGUCUAUGCACGUUUGCAUUGCUGUAA